Messenger RNA from Dendrobium catenatum, 854 nucleotides. RefSeq names its product exosome complex component CSL4. Gene Ontology annotation, molecular function: RNA binding. Lineage: Eukaryota; Viridiplantae; Streptophyta; Magnoliopsida; Asparagales; Orchidaceae. The record is from RefSeq and is a predicted model, not a curated record. The transcript has 6 exons. Bases 56 to 670 code for a protein of 204 amino acids. Gene Ontology annotation, cellular component: cytoplasm; nuclear exosome (RNase complex). Gene Ontology annotation, biological process: RNA processing.
UACCUCACUAACACAGGCAACCCGCAAGCGUAGAGUGACAGAGGAACUGGUCGCCAUGUCUGCGGGAGAAGAAAAUAUCGCAACUCCAGGCGAAAUACUGGGAGAUUCGUCCCAGUUUAUCGCAGGGAAAGGGACCUAUCUGGCACCUAAUGGCCGGAAUAUUCACGCUUCCCUGACCGGCCAACGUCGUUUAGUACCCCCUCCACCCGACUCCGCCGAGAAGCACUCUCUUUGGAACCCGUCUCUUCAGAGGUUGACCGUGGAAGUUGUUGGUCACAAGACGCGCGGUGCUGUUCCGGAACCGGGAGUUGUCGUCAUUGCUCGAGUGACUAGGGUAAUGGCUAGAAUGGCAUCAGCUGAUAUAAUGUGUGUUGAAUCAAAGGCUGUUAAGGAAAAGUUUACCGGCAUUAUUAGGCAGCAAGAUGUCAGGGCAACUGAAAUUGAUAAAGUUGAUAUGUACCAGUCUUUUCGGCCAGGUGACAUUGUUAAAGCUGAAGUUCUUUCUCUCGGAGAUGCAAGGGCUUAUUACCUUUCUACUGCAAAAAAUGAACUAGGAGUUGUUUCUGCUCAGAGCAUAGCAGGAGCUACCAUGGUACCAAUCAGUUGGACAGAUAUGCAAUGCCCGUCAACUGGUCAGGUUGAAAAGAGAAAAGUUGCAAAAGUGCUUUAGAUAUUCUUCCACUUGGGAACUGAACAUGGAGAGAGAAUUGUGAGCUUAUUCUGUAGGUUACCCUUUUUUGCUUUAAAGAGUGAGCCCUCGCAUAAAGGGAUACAGAUUGCAUUACUUUGUCCGGAAAUUAUCAUAAUUUCCUUAUGUUUAGAAUUUUAAAUUGAAAUAUGUUCAAUUUUUUAUA